Molecule: messenger RNA, 2180 nt
Organism: Passer domesticus (house sparrow)
Lineage: Eukaryota; Metazoa; Chordata; Aves; Passeriformes; Passeridae
Product: TOG array regulator of axonemal microtubules protein 2-like
Exons: 6
Coding region: 47-940 (297 amino acids)
Biological process (GO): microtubule cytoskeleton organization
Cellular component (GO): cilium; cytoplasmic microtubule
Molecular function (GO): microtubule binding
Source: RefSeq, a predicted model, not a curated record
CUACGUCCCGGCACGGAAGUGUACGGCCGAACUCCUCCUGUCCUUGAUGGAGAAAAUGGGAGUCACGAAGCUGGCAGGCACACCCAGGGCUGAGAGGCUGGCACAGGUGGCAGGGACACUCGCUCAGGACAGUCACAAGGACACGAGGCAUUAUGGACAGGAGAUGGUGAAGAUGUUGCUUAGUAAUCAAAAAUUUAAAAAGCUUUUGGAACAAUCUCUUUCCACGCAUGACCUGGAAGAUAUCCUGAAGAGAAUUAAGAAGAAAGGGAUGGAAAACCAGAAGGCUGAACACCCACCUGUGCAGGAGCCGGUGAAGAAGAGGAAUGAAGGCUCCAAGGAGCCCCAGGCCACAUCACCUCCUAGCAAACGGGCAAAGUCUGCCACUGGUGGACGCCGCCUACACCGUGCAAGAGCCCAGGUCACAUUACCUGCAUCUGUGGAAGAAAGGGAGCUGCUCCAGAAGCUUUACCAUCUCCUGGAAGCCAAGGCGUUCCAGACACGGAUGGAAGGAGUGGCACUCCUCCUAGACCUGUCCAAAACCAGACCCCAGCUGAUCUCCACUAACAUUGUCCAAAUUUUUGAUUAUUUUGGCCUGAGAAUCUGUGACACACAUAAGAAAGUGAAGCAGAAGGCGCUGGAGGCGCUGGCAGAAAUCAUAGGACUCCUGCAGGAUGCCAUGAACCCAUUGAUGAUCCGUUUGGUUGAAGGCAUAACAAAGAACCUAAACUCAAAGGAUCCUGGGGUUCAUGCCGCAGCUAUGACGCCUCUGGACCAAUCUGUUGUGCAUUUAGAUGAAGUAUCACUGAUGAAAGAGCUCUGCCACCAAUGGAGACAACUGAGAGGCCAAGCUCUGCUGGAUGUCACGGAACGUAUCACAGGUACGGCCUCCCCUUCUAAGCCAAGAGGUCUCCGAGGGAGUAUUUACAGGGAAUGCCAGUGAACAGACAGUAGAGUAGCUCCUCCACAUCAGGAGGUGCUGAGCUCUCACUUGGGCCCUUCUCAAGUCCCAUAGUGGCCAGUGUCUUUAAUUGCAUUUAAACUCAAAUGAAGUCCCAUUUUUGAAUGGGUACCAUAACCCUUUUCCUGCUUAGCCAAAUUGGUUUUGGGUACUUUCAGGAGCUCUUUCAAUGUUGAUGACUGCUGGUGGAUUAACAGCAUAGAGGAAAUGAAGUUUCUUCCACCACAGAAUAGUAAAUGGCUACUACAUAACAGUUUGCCUGAUCAGGAAACAAGACUGGUCUCCUGAGCGUUUCAGGUUUUGAUCUUUCAGCCAAAUCUGCCAUGCAAGGAGCCUGUUGGUAGUCACUUUUUGUCUGUGUUUGAUAUAGUUCAGUUCAGAAAAUGAGCAGAGAGCAGAUUCCAGAGGCAAUGUGAGAAAACCCUCGUGUUUUGGAUAAAUUUCAGUCCCCUGUGUAGCUUUUUUCUGUCUCUAUGCCCCUAUUUCAGUGCACGUUGUAAGAAGAAAUGCUAUUAACAUUGGGAGGGAAAAUGUCAUUAAAAUGUGGAGAUGCUCAAGUGCCGGGGCAAAUGCAAAGGGCAAUGGGUCUGGGUAAUUCUCCAAGACACCCUGAGGUUUGAAACAGCUCUUUGUUGGAAGCCACAAAAGCAUUCUGCCAAAGACACCAGGCUAGUCUCUGGUGGUUCUCAUCCAGCUGUCAAGUAGCAGCCAUCUCUGGUGGGCUGGAGUUUUGAAGUGUGUUCUAAUACUGCCCUUUGCUGUGGGCCACGGAGCAAAGGGGAGAGCCAGAUUAGACUUUUGGCCCUUGACAUCAAAGUUACAAAAAUGGAAUCAUUGCUUUUAUUAGAAAUCUCUCAAUUGCCUCUCUAGGGUGCAUUUCCAAAUCUUCUAGGUGGGUUUAGACAACUUGUUAAUGGAAAUAGAAGGCUAUUUGACGUUUCAUUCAUUGUUCAUGCAGAAAGAAAUUGUGCAAUAAUUGAGUAAAGGUACAAAGUCUGCCACAGGUACAAGGCUCUGGUUGGAGAUAUUAGUCCCGAGGGGUUGGUGGUUGUGUUUCAAGGAUGAUCAGCGGCUUUGCCCAUUUCUGGGUUGUGGGGCUGUGUGUGCUGUUUCACUGAUCUUGGCCCGAGAGGCUUCCAAGAAGCAAGAGCAGAGGUAGAUCCCUGUUUGCAUGGAGGCUGGUGGGUAAGCAGCUGUGUCUCUCUCCCGGCAGUGCUUGUGG